AUGGCGGCCCCCGGCGGGCUGGGCCGCUGCGUGGCCGCCUUCUGGCUGGCCCUGGCCUUUGACGCGCUGGGCCUGGCGGUGCUGCUGGCCGGUGUGUUCGCCGACGUGUUCUUCUCCGACCUGCUUAUCUACGCGGGCGGCAUCGGCAUCUUCCUCAGCCUCAUCUGGUGGGUGUUCUGGUACGCGGGCAACCUGGAGGUGCCGCCGGAGGAGCUGCGGGACGACGUCGGGCUGACACCGCCCAAGGGCCGCGGGGACAGCACGCUGCGGGGGCUGGUGCACCGCCUCAGCCGCCGCCUCUCCUCCGCCUUCGCUGCCGCGCCGCGCUCCCGCGCUCCCGCCGACCUGGAGCUGCAGCGCGCGGCCGCCCCGCGGGGCCGCCCCGCCGACCCCGGCAGGUGA
This is a messenger RNA of Apus apus (common swift), 402 nucleotides long. Its product is annotated as transmembrane protein 238-like. The record is from RefSeq and is a predicted model, not a curated record. Lineage: Eukaryota; Metazoa; Chordata; Aves; Apodiformes; Apodidae. Bases 1 to 402 code for a protein of 133 amino acids. The transcript has a single exon.